Molecule: messenger RNA, 816 nt
Organism: Exserohilum turcica Et28A
Lineage: Eukaryota; Fungi; Ascomycota; Dothideomycetes; Pleosporales; Pleosporaceae
Exons: 2
Source: RefSeq, a predicted model, not a curated record
AUGAACGCCGGCAUCCACAGCGAAGACUCGCGCCGACCCUCCUCCGGUAGCAUGCGCAGAGACGUCGAGCGCGCCCGCCGCCGCUCCAGCAUCCGCAUGAACCUCAACCUCAACGACCCCGCCAUGCCCGCCCCCGGCGAAAUGCAGCAGAGCCCCUCUGCCCGCACCAGAGGCCCGUGGCCCCAGAGCCCCCACCACGAGCGCACCCCCAGCCUGGGCGAGCUGCACCAGGAGCUCGAGGCCGAGCAGGAGGGCCAGGUCAACCGCCUGCUCAGCAUGAUCCGCACCCAGCAGGCCCAAAUCAACGCCCUCCAGGCCAACCACCAACACGCCGCCUCGGCCUCGGCCUCGGCCGUCGUCGACGAUGGCACUCCCACCUCGGAGCGCGACAUGUCCAUCCCCCCCUCGCACACGCACUCUGCACACAUGUCGCCCUUGCCCUCGGCCGCCCAGCCCCGCUCCCGCUCUCCCUAUGGCUUUGCCUCCAUCAGCCGCCAGUCGUCGUUUGCAGACCGCUCACGCCACAGCAGCCAUGCCGGCUCGCCCUCGCUGCGUCCCAUUUCUGGACACGCCGGCUCCUACGACCCCCACGACAUGCUUCCCAGUCCCGCCGCACGAGACGAGAGCGCCUUUUACCAGGCCGAGACACAGAAUCUGACGCGCGAGAACCAGAUGCUCAAGCUGAGGAUAAGAGAACUAGAGCGCCAGCUAGCAGAGCAAAACCCCACGGCCCACGUCACGCAUUCGCCCACGAUACACUCGAGUCUUGCGCCUACACCCAGUCGAGAAGGCACAGAUCAGGCUAGCCAACAAGGC